UAUGAUGCCAAUGGUGAAUUGUAAGGUCAUGUUGUAAAUAUGAGUUGCCAAAAUAUACUCAUAAAGAAGGAAUUUUUGGAAAAUCGUGAGCAACUCAAGGGUGUGCAGAAAAUAAUAACAAUUAUAAUCCAGGUAUAAAAUUUAUUUAAUCAUUUUCUUAGUUUCUAUUGUGUAUAAGUUUAUUUACUUUAUACUUGUUUGACCUAUGUAGUUAAAUGGUGGAUAACUUAUGGAAAUCACACUCCAAACUUGCAACGAAUGGCGAUAAGGAUCCUCUCAUUAACCAGUAGUUCGUCUGGUUGUGAAAGAAAUUGGAGCACUUUUGAAGGGAUACAUACAAAGAAAAGAAAUAGACUAGAUGUGCAUCGAUUGAACAAUCUUGUCUAUGUCCAAUUUAAUGCAAAACUGAUGAACAAGCAAAAGAGGGAGAAGGAAAGGAAUAUUGAUGUGCUACUUGCUAGUGAUGGCAACAAUGCACAAGGAUGGAUUGUUGAAGGAGGAGAUGAUGAAGAAAUUGAUCCUGGUACGGGGCUUACUUGGGAAAUGGUUGGUGAAGUAUCUGGAGCAGAUGAGAUGCUUCAACCUCGAAGAAGUUCUAGGAUGAGAGAGCUUCAUGAAGAUGAUUUCCAAUCAGAAGAAGAAGAAGAUGAGCAAGAGCUCAAUGAAUUUGAUUUUGAAUCUGAUGAUGAUCAUGUAUUAGAAGAAUAUGGAGAGGAAGAAGUCUAAUUAGAUAGUUAGAUACUUAAAUUCUUUAAGUAUGGUUUAUGUUGCAUUAUUGUUGCUUUUGUUUUAUUGAAUCUAGUACUGAUCUACAACAGUUUGUUUUCUCAUGCUUAAUUCUAUAUUUCACUUGUUAUUCCAUUAUUGUUGUAUUAUUGGUUUAUGUUGCAUUAUUAAUGCUUUUCAACUUUGAUUUAAUUGAAAAUAACAUCAAAUUACAUCACAAAAUUUUAAAAAAAAUAAAAAAAAUAGCAGUUUUCCUAGGCCUUGCCUAGGCGCUAGGCCCCAGCUUGGCGCUCGACUAGCGCCUUUUAGAACACUGUUUGAACUUGGCAAAUAUUUCAUUUUUAUGUUUCAAAAUGAGGAUCUAUACCUUCAUUGAAUAAUCAUCAAUGAAGGUUAGCAUAUAUCUGCCACCACCGUGAGAAGGUACUUGGGAAGGACUCCACAAAUGGGAAUGCAUAUAAUCCAACGUACCACUUGUUCCAUGAACUGCAGUGUUGAAUUUUAUCUGACACUGUUUUUUGAAUAUAUAGUGCUCAUAGAAGUCUAAUUUCCUAACUUGCUGGCCACAAAGUAAUGCUUGCUUCACUACAGGAAAUUUGGUCAUUAGUGGCGAAACAAAAUCGUUACGUAUGAUUAGAAUUUCGUCACAAAAUUGUCUUGGUGACGAUUUUUUGGCGUCACAGCCAUCGUCACGUUAGGUC
Molecule: messenger RNA, 1427 nt
Organism: Diospyros lotus (date-plum)
Lineage: Eukaryota; Viridiplantae; Streptophyta; Magnoliopsida; Ericales; Ebenaceae
Exons: 2
Coding region: 259-726 (155 amino acids)
Molecular function (GO): protein dimerization activity
Source: RefSeq, a predicted model, not a curated record